Nothoprocta perdicaria is the source of this 12343-nucleotide messenger RNA. RefSeq names its product dynein axonemal heavy chain 3 (gene DNAH3). NCBI's taxonomy places the organism in Eukaryota, Metazoa, Chordata, Aves, Tinamiformes, Tinamidae. The coding region runs from base 108 to 12320 and encodes 4070 amino acids. The transcript has 61 exons. Gene Ontology annotation, biological process: microtubule-based movement. The record is from RefSeq and is a predicted model, not a curated record. Gene Ontology annotation, cellular component: dynein complex. Gene Ontology annotation, molecular function: minus-end-directed microtubule motor activity; dynein light intermediate chain binding; dynein intermediate chain binding.
UUGCUAAUUCUUUGUCAGUGCACGUAACUACAAGGACACUCAUCAUGAGCAUGGGGACUGUAAAUUUCUAAGCGAGCUGUGAAAAUUUUGAUGAAAGAUAAAGCACAAUGAAGCCAGCAGAGACCCCAAAGCUCCUGAGGUUGCAAAAUGAUUCUGUAUAUAACAUGAGUCACUCAAAAGCCAUACCGGAAUUACCACCCCUACCUGCUUCUGCUUCAGCUGUGCCUUCAGAAUUAUAUCAGCUUGUUGUUCAGAACAGCUAUUAUCCUCCUUUGAUGCAGCGAGUGUCAUGGACUUUGGCAGUUCCGCUCAAAGAACAACCUUAUUUCCGAAGCCCAAGUGACUCCAUAGCUAAUAACUAUUCUCUUACUGCUCGGGAUUUGAAAAUGAAAAAUAUGCACAAAGUGGAGUCCUCCUCAAUGGCAAGCASCUCACUGGGUUCAGCGAAGCAGAGAGCAGCCUCGCCGUCUUUGAAAGAAUUUACCCCUUCUGUGAAAAGGCUCAAACUGACAAAAAGAAGUCAGUGUGAUCCUGAUAGUACACCAACUUUGUUGAGCAGUUCGGAUCCCUUUUCACUGUAUGUUCCUGGUCAUAUGCCAAGAUCAAAUGUCAUACAUGAUUCAGACAACCAGCCGUUAACUCCAGAAGAACAACUGGAUAUCAUGCACUUACAUGAGGAAGAGAGAAGCAAGAGAGAAAAAACACCCUCAGAAAAUGAUAUAGAGAGAUACUGUUACUACAUACAUAAUGGAGUAAAAGAAGACAUGCUUGCACCUCAGGACAAGGAAGUGAUGAAUGUAAUUUUAAAGCGUAUUCCAGCUCAUAUUCUUACUAACCCAGAUCUGGAGAAUUUACUUGGAAGUUUAAAAGAAGAGAUCAAGGCUGACUAUCGUAUCAACCUCAUGAAAGCCAUUGUUGAUUACAUCUUGAUGGAUCCAGCUGAGAGAGAGAGACUGUUUAUUGGAAAUACCCCACGCCCUUUUCCUCGGAGAGUGGUCCGUGCCCCUGUCCCYUGGCAUGACUCUUACCAAGAAGUGAAAAACUGGAAUGAAACCAAUCUAUUCACAGUGAAUCCCUUGAUGCAUACUUUGCAACAGCUCUGGCUUUCUGAAUACAGUCAUCUAAGGUUUGUUCGCACAAAGGAAAUGCUUUCUGGUCACCUGCCACUGUUGCCUACUGAGUUUAAGGAUCUCAUUCAAARACAUUGUAUGGAAGCCCGCAAUAUUCUUCGGAACAAGUGGAUCCCAACCUGUGUAUCCGUUUUCUUUGAUCAGAGGAGGAAAUGGCUUCAUUUUGCUCCUAAGCACAACCGUGACUCUUCUCAGCGAGUUGAAAGUUAUUUUGGUUCAGUAGCAAAUCUUAUGUCAUUACAAUUACGUGGGAUGGUUAUUAACUCUUUAGAAGAUCUUCUUGCCUUUUUUAUGAUCCACCAGAAUGGGAAUGAUUUUACAGAACCAUAUCAAGAAAUGCAGUUCUUUAUACGUCAGAUACUAAUAGUAAAACUUAAUGUGGAGGAACCCAAGAUUGUGUUUGAGCCACCUCUGAAAGAAUGUUGGGAUUUAAUCAGGCAAUGCUUCAGGGAGAUCCUACAAAGCGCUGAGGAACUUCCAAAGGUAGAAAGAUUUCUAUUUCCAGAGUUAAAUAGAGAUGAUCUCGUUCUCAGUACAGUCAAACCAGAUGAAUUGUUGUUUUCAGAUUUGGUGAAAAAACUCGAAAAGAUCUUUGAGAGCAACAUUCUUGGCCCACAGAAGUAUUUAAAYGUGUACAGGAAAUACAGUGAUCUUCUGAACAACAAUGCAGAGCAAGACAUUACUAAUUUUUUGAAGGAGGGUCAUUCUUUAGAAGAUUUUAGUGAGAAGAUUGACAAUUUAACAAAAUUGAAAAGGGAGAUUGCUUCCUUGCAUGUCACUGUCCCCUUGGCCAUGUUCUGUCUGGAUGCAGUACAGUUGAAUGAGGAACUCUGCAAUAGGAUCCAAAAUCUUAAGGACAGAUUGAUUGAGUUUGAAGUGAUUGAAAACAGAACAUUAAAUAACAGCAUUUGCAAUGAAUACAACAUAAUUGCAGAUAGAGUGAGUGAGGUGCCUUCGAACAGUGAAGAGCUGGUGGAACUUACUGCAUACUUGAAGAAGUCCAGUGAAGUUACUGUUUAUAAACUGAGGCGGCAGAUCUCUGAAGCAACACACAGACUGGAAUUCCUCAUGGACUAUGCUGAUCUUCCUUUGGAUGACAUAAAGCUGAAUAGCACCGUUCUCCAUUGGCCUGAUCAGAUUGAGGAAAUCUUUGAAAACAGUAGAGACCAGCUGUAUAACAGGAGGAAUCGUGCAGAGAUGGCUUUGCUUAAAAGGUGUUCUCAAUUUGAGGAAACUCUUGAGAUUUAUAAAAGAGAAGUAGAAAGCUACAAAAAGCGAGAUGUUAUGACCAUGGAAGAAAUGAAGAACAAUGCUGAGAAAUUUAAACAGUUAAAUAAGAAUCUGGAUAAUGCAGUAACAGAACUGGAGGCUAUUAAUAAAGAAGAGGAAUUACUUGAACAGGAAAAGAGUCAAUAUCCUCUACUACAAACUAUAAUUACAAAGAAACAACCCUUUGAGCAGCUUUGGAUAACUGCAUAUAAUUUCCAUACCAAAUCUGAGGAAUGGAUGAACGGAUCACUCCAGGAACUGAAUGCAGAUGAAAUUACAGAAGAAAUUGGGAACAUGUGGAGAACUGUGUACAAGCUCACUAAGAGUUUUCCUGAUUUGCCUGGGCCUAGGCGCUUAGCAGAAAAUUUGAAAUAUAAACUUGAUAAAUUUAAACAGCAUCUUCCAGUCUUGACAAUUGUCUGCAAUCGUGGAAUGAAGGAGAGACACUGGAAGCAGAUCAGUGAAAUUGUAGGAUAUGAAAUCAUACCUGAUGAAUCUACUAGCCUUGCAAACAUACUGGAUUUUGGGCUAUCAAAAUGUAUUGAAGAACUGGAACCUAUUGGAGCAGCUGCUAGUAAGGAGUAUUCCUUAGAGAAAUCAAUGGAGAAAAUGAAAUCAGAAUGGGUCAACCUACACUUCAGUCUAGUGAAGUAUAGGGAUACUAAUACCAGCAUCCUGUCAGCAAUUGAUGACAUCCAGCUUUUGCUGGAUGAUCACAUUGUUAAGACUCAGACAAUGUGUGGCUCUCCUUUCAUCAGACCAAUAGAAACUGAAUGUCGGGCUUGGGAAGAAAAGCUUGUUCUAAUGCAAGAUAUUCUAGAUAGCUGGUUGAAAUGCCAGGCAACUUGGUUGUAUUUGGAACCAAUUUUUAGUUCAGAAGAUAUUAUAGCUCAAAUGCCUGAAGAAGGUAGAAAGUUUGGGAUUGUGGAUACAUACUGGAAAGACAUCAUGUCAGAAGUGGCGAAAGACACAAAGGUGCUUGUUGCAACUGAACAACCCAUGAUGUUGGAGAGACUUCAGGAAGCAAAUACACUCUUAGAAGAAAUUCAAAAGGGGUUGAAUACUUACUUGGAGAAGAAAAGAUUGUUUUUCCCAAGAUUCUUUUUCCUGUCUAAUGAUGAGCUGCUUGAAAUACUGUCUGAAACAAAGGAUCCCCUUCGGGUGCAGCCACAUUUAAAGAAGUGUUUUGAAGGAAUUGCUAAACUGGAAUUCACGGAAGCCCUGGAGAUCAUAGGCAUGAUCAGUUCAGAGAAAGAAGUUGUUCCUUUCAUAGAUAAAAUCUAUCCAGUGAAAGCAAAAGGCAUGGUAGAAAAAUGGCUUUUGCAAGUAGAAGAAAUGAUGCUGGCUAGUGUAAGAAAGGUUCUUCAAGAUGGCAUAAAAGGAUAUGUUAAGGUUCCUCGGAAAGAAUGGGUGCUUCAGUGGCCUGGACAAGUGGUUAUUUGUGUUUCAUCCAUUUACUGGACAAAAGAAGUGUCUGAAGCUAUAAGCAAGGGAACUUUACUGGAUUUCUUGGAGAAGAGCAAUCUACAAAUUGCAGACAUCGUUGAGUUAGUGAGAGGAAAGCUGUCCAGUGGAGCUCGGCUGACUCUUGGAGCUCUUACUGUCAUCGAUGUGCAUGCUCGUGAUGUGGUUGCAAAAUUGGCUGAAGACAAAAUCACAGAUCUUAAUGACUUCCAGUGGAUUUCUCAGCUGAGAUAUUACUGGGAAGAUAAGAAUGUAAUGGUGCGAAUGAUUACAACAGAAGCCAAAUAUGGAUAUGAGUAUCUGGGCAAUUCUCUACGCCUGGUUAUAACCCCACUGACAGAUCGAUGUUAUAGGACAUUAAUGGGUGCCUUGAAACUAAGUCUUGGUGGUGCUCCAGAAGGACCUGCUGGCACUGGCAAAACAGAAACAACAAAAGAUCUAGCAAAAGCACUUGCUAAGCAGUGCGUGGUCUUUAAUUGCUCAGAUGGUCUUGAUUACAAAGCAAUGGGCAAGUUCUUCAAGGGGCUGGCACAGUCUGGUGCAUGGUCCUGCUUUGAUGAAUUCAACAGAAUUGAGGUUGAAGUAUUGUCUGUAGUUGCACAACAAAUACUUAGUAUACAGCAAGCUAUUAUUCGCAAGCUCAAAACAUUCAUCUUUGAAGGCACAGAGAUCUCUCUUAAUCCCACCUGUGCUGUGUUUAUCACUAUGAAUCCUGGUUACGCUGGACGGGCAGAGUUGCCUGAUAAUCUGAAGGCAUUAUUCCGAACAGUUGCUAUGAUGGUUCCAGAUUAUGCUUUGAUUGGAGAAAUCUCACUAUAUUCAAUGGGAUUUUUAGAUUCUCGGAGUCUUGCCCAGAAAAUUGUUGCCACUUACCGGCUGUGCUCCGAGCAGCUGUCAUCUCAGCAUCACUAUGAUUAUGGAAUGCGUGCUGUCAAAUCUGUCCUGACAGCAGCAGGAAACUUAAAACUGAAGUACCCAAUUGAAAAUGAAAGUGUACUGUUACUUCGGGCUUUGCUGGAUGUUAACUUGGCCAAAUUCCUGGCACAGGAUGUGCCUUUGUUUCAGGGUAUUAUAUCUGACCUGUUCCCUGGAGUGGUUCUUCCUACACCAGACUAUGAACUGUUUGUCRACGCAUUAAAUAAAAAUAUAAAAAAGAUGAAUCUGCAACCGGUUCCGUGGUUCAUUGGAAAAAUUAUUCAGAUAUAUGAAAUGAUGUUGGUGCGACAUGGUUUCAUGAUUGUUGGAGAUCCCUUGGGUGGGAAGACCUGUGCAUAUAAAGUUCUAGCUGGAGCCCUUGGUGAUUUGUAUGCAGCGAAAUGCAUGGAUGAAUUUGCUGUUGAAUAUAGAAUUAUUAAUCCCAAAGCAAUUUCUAUGGGACAAUUGUAUGGCAGUUUUGAUCCUGUAAGUCAUGAGUGGACAGAUGGAGUUCUUGCAAAUGCCUUUAGGGAACAAGCUUCUUCUACCACAGAUGAUCGGAAGUGGAUUAUAUUUGAUGGCCCAGUGGAUGCAGUUUGGAUAGAGAACAUGAACACUGUGCUGGAUGAUAAUAAAAAGCUGUGCUUAAUGAGUGGUGAAAUAAUUCAGAUGAAUUCAAAAAUGAGUUUAAUCUUUGAACCAGCAGACUUAGAGGAGGCAUCUCCUGCAACUGUCAGCAGGUGUGGUAUGAUCUAUAUGGACCCACAGCAGUUAGGCUGGAAGCCACUGAAGGAUUCCUACAUGGAUACACUGCCUCCCAACCUGCAGGAGGAACACCGAGAGCUGGUCAAUGACAUGUUUAUGUGGUUAGUCGAGCCCUGUUUAGACUUUAUUCACCAUCAUUGCAAAGUCAUAGUCCAAACUUCCUCUAUUCAUUUGAGUUACAGCAUGAUGAAACUCUAUACUUGUCUACUUGAUGAAAUAAAGAAAAAUGAUGAAGACGAGGAAGAAAGCAUGUCUAGUCAACAGAUCUUCUUGUGGCUGCAAGGGCUUUUCCUUUUUGCUUUGGUUUGGACAGUUGCUGGGACCAUUGAUGCAGACAGCAGAAAAAAAUUUGAUUUAUUUUACCGCAACUUGCUAUUGGGAAUGGAUGAUGGAAACCCACGCCCCAAAAGUGUGAAGCUCACCAGAAACAAUAUCUUCCCAGAAAAAGGAAGUGUUUUUGACUUUUAUUUUCACAAGCAUGGCAGUGGGCAGUGGAACCUGUGGACUGAUUACAUCUCUAAAGAAGAGCAAGUUAUCUCCCCCGCAGCUAAGGUGUCUGAUCUAAUCAUUCCAACAAUGGAAACUGCCAGACAAAUGUUUUUUCUUAAAACAUAUGUGGAGCACGAUGUCCCUUUGCUUUUUGUCGGUCCCACCGGCACUGGAAAAUCAGCUAUCACAAAUAAUUUUCUGCUACAACUUCCAAAGGAGAAAUACAUCCCAAGCUUCAUCAACUUCUCUGCAAGAACCUCUGCUACUCAAACUCAGGAUAUUAUUAUGUCUAAGCUGGACAGAAGAAGAAAAGGAUUAUUUGGGCCUCCUGCAGGAAAAAAGGCUAUAUUAUUUGUGGACGACCUGAACAUGCCUGCAAAGGAAGUGUAUGGAGCCCAGCCACCUAUAGAACUUCUCAGACAGUGGGUUGAUCAUGGUCACUGGUAUGACAAGAAAGAUACAUCCAAGAUUAAUAUCAUAGAUGUUCUGCUUGUUUCAGCCAUGGGCCCACCUGGGGGAGGCAGGAAUGAUAUUACAGGACGCUUCACACGACACUUGAAUCUUAUAUCUAUUUGUUCUUUUGAUGAUGAUGUAUUAGCCAAGAUUUUUACUGCAAUUGCUGACUGGCACUUCAGCAAAGGCUUUGAGUCUGUGUUUCUAAGGCUAAGCAAGAUGAUGGUCCAUGCUACAAUGGCCAUUUAUAAGCUGGCAGUUGAGAAUUUUCUCCCAACUCCUUCCAAAUCACAUUAUGUCUUUAAUCUACGAGAUUUUUCCCGGGUUAUUAAAGGAGUGCUGCUCUGUCCACACACUCACUUGCAAGAUGGAGAUAAGCUGAUCAGACUUUGGAUUCAUGAGGUUUACCGAGUUUUCUAUGAUCGCUUAGUUGAUCAAGAGGACAGAAAGGUGUUUUUUCAGAUGGUAAAAGAGACAGUAUCAAAUAACUUCAAGCAGAGCAUGGAUAAGGUACUGAGUCAUCUCUCACCUACCGGAAAGAUCUCUGAUGAUAAUAUUCGCAGCCUGUUCUUUGGAGACUAUUUGAAACCGGACAGUACUGUAAAAGUGUAUGAUGAAAUCACAAACUUAAAGCAACUGACGACCGUGAUGGAGUACUACCUUGAGGAGUACAACAAUGUCAGCAAAGCACCAAUGUCCUUGGUCAUGUUCAAAUUUGCUAUUGAGCAUAUCUCUAGGAUAUGUAGAGUACUGAAGCAGGACAAUGGGCAUCUGCUGCUGGUGGGAAUUGGUGGGAGUGGUCGACAAAGUGCUACCAAGCUUGCCACCUACAUGAAUAGCUUUGACCUCUUUCAAAUUGAAAUUACAAAAUCCUAUGGAAUAAAUGAAUGGAAAGAGGAUGUAAAACGAGUCCUGCUGAAAGCUGGUGUUGCCAACAAGAAUGUCUCGUUUUUGUUCUGUGAUAACCAAAUAAAGGAUGAAGCGUUUGUAGAAGAUAUCAACAUGCUUUUAAAUACUGGUGAUGUGCCUAACAUCUUUGCAGCUGAUGAGAAAGCUGAUAUUGUAGAGAAAAUGCAAAGUGCAGCAAGGACAGAGAACAGGAAAAUUGAAGCCACUCCCCUUGCUAUGUACAAUUUCUUCACUGAAAGGGUGAAGAAAAAUUUGCAUAUUGUCUUAGCAAUGAGCCCUAUUGGAAAUGCAUUCAGGAAUCGGUUAAGAAUGUUCCCUUCACUGAUAAACUGCUGCACCAUUGAUUGGUUCCAAACCUGGCCUACAGAUGCUUUAGAAAUGGUUGCUAACAAGUUUUUAGAAGAUGUCGAACUCGAAGAUGACAUUAGAAAAGGGGUUGUGUCAAUGUGCAAGUAUUUCCAAGAAAGUGUGAGAAAGCUUUCCAUCAGCUAUUACAGUACCUUGCGAAGACACAACUACGUAACACCCACUUCUUAUUUAGAGUUAAUUCUCACCUUUAAGACUCUACUACAUAGCAAAAGACAAGAAGUUGACAGGAUGAGAAACCGUUACCUUACAGGACUACAAAAACUUGACUUUGCAUCUUCACAAGUUGUAGAGAUGCAGAAAGAACUGACUGCCCUUCAGCCUGAACUCAUACAGACUUCUGCAGAAACAGAGAAAAUGAUGAUCCAGGUUGAAAAAGAAACAGUUGCAGUGGAUGCAAAGAAAGAACUAGUGUCUGCAGAUGAAAAAGAAGCAAAUGAAGCUGCAGCUGUUGCUAAAGCUAUUAAGGAUGAAUGUGAAGGAGACCUUGCUGAGGCCAUGCCAGCUUUGGAGGCAGCCCUUGCAGCUCUUGACACACUGAAUCCUUCAGACAUCUCUCUUGUGAAAUCCAUGCAGAAUCCRCCGGGUCCUGUUAAGCUUGUCAUGGAGAGUAUCUGUGUCAUGAAGGGAAUGAAACCAGAGAGAAAGCCUGAUCCAAGUGGCAGUGGGAAAAUGGUGGAAGACUACUGGGGACCUUCUAGAAAAAUUCUUGGAGAUCUGAAAUUCCUUGAGAGCUUAAAGAUGUAUGACAAGGAUAAUAUUCCUCCUGCUAUAAUGAAGAGGAUUAGAGAAAGGUUUAUUGGUCAUCCAGAUUUUCAACCAGCUGUCAUAAAAAAUGUAUCAUCUGCCUGUGAAGGUCUGUGCAAGUGGGUACGAGCCAUGGAAGUGUAUGAUCGUGUUGCAAAAGUGGUUGCACCAAAGCGUGAACGUUUAAGAGAGGCAGAAGCGUUAUUGGACAUUCAAAUGCAGAAGCUAAAAACAAAACGAGCAGAACUUAAGAAGGUAGUUGAUCGUCUCCAAGCUUUGAAUGAUGAGUUGGAAAGCAUGAAUGAACGAAAGAGAGAAUUAGAAAAUAAUAUUGAAAUCUGUUCAGAAAAGUUGGUAAGAGCUGAACAGCUAAUUAGUGGACUUGGUGGAGAAAAAGAUAGAUGGACAGAAGCUGCACGAUUGUUAGGAAUCCGGUAUAUAGAUCUUACAGGAGAUGUAUUGCUGUCUUCAGGAACAGUUGCUUAUUUGGGAGCCUUCAGCGUAGAUUAUCGUCUAGAAUGUCAAAAGCAAUGGCAAGUCCUGUGCAGUGAGAAGAACAUACCGUGCUCCAGUGAUUUUAGCUUAAGUAAUACACUAGGGGACCCAGUCAAAAUUCGUGCAUGGCAAAUUGCUGGAUUGCCGAUUGAUUCUUUUUCCAUUGACAAUGGCUUAAUUGUUUCCAACUCAAGAAGAUGGGCUUUAAUGAUAGAUCCUCAAAGGCAAGCUAACAAGUGGGUAAAAAAUAUGGAGAAAAAUAACAAACUCUCAGUUAUCAAACUAUCAGACACAAAUUAUGUGAGGACAUUAGAAAACGCAAUUCAACUUGGAACACCAGUCUUGCUAGAAAAUAUUGGUGAAGAACUUGAUGCUUUCUUAGAACCCAUUUUAUUAAAGUUAACAUUCAAACAGCAAGGAGUAGAAUACAUGAAGUUAGGAGAAAAUACAAUUGAAUAUUCAAGAGAUUUCAGGUUUUACAUAACAACCCGUUUAAGAAAUCCUCAUUAUCUUCCUGAGGUGGCUGUGAAAGUUUGUUUACUCAACUUCAUGAUUACACCUCUGGGUCUUCAGGACCAACUUCUUGGAAUUGUGGCUGCAAAGGAAAAGCCUGAGCUAGAAGAAAAGAAAAAUAAACUGAUUAUAGAAAGUGCAGCCAACAAGAAACAAUUAAAGGAAAUAGAAGAUAAAAUCCUCGAGGUUCUUUCAAAGUCAGAAGGAAACAUCUUAGAAGAUGAAACAGCAAUAAAUAUUUUGUCUUCAUCCAAAGAGUUAUCUGAAGAAAUCUCUGAAAARCAAGAAAUUGCUUCUGUAACUGAAAUGCAAAUAGAUUCUACUCGAAUGGGGUAUAAGCCAGUUGCUAUUCAUUCUGCUAUUGUCUUCUUCUGCAUCUCUGAUCUGGCAAACAUUGAACCUAUGUAUCAGUAUUCAUUGAUUUGGUUCAUUAACUUGUAUGUCCAGUCUAUUGCUAAUAGCAAAAAGAGCGAUGAUAUGGAGGAGAGAAUUGAAAAUAUAAUUGAGCAUUUCACAAUAAGCAUCUAUAAUAAUGUCUGUCGUUCACUGUUUGAGAAGGAUAAACUGUUAUUCUCCUUCCUCCUCACAGUAGGGAUUAUGAAAGGAAAAGACCAAAUAGAUGAUGAGGUUUGGCGCUUUCUGCUGACAGGGGGUGUUGCUCUUGAUAAUCCUCACCCCAAUCCAGCUCCCGAAUGGCUAUCGGACAAAUCGUGGGGUGAGCUAGUACGGGCAUCUUGUCUGACAAAUCUUGAGGGACUAAUGGAACACGUGAGAGAGAAUGCUUCCAAGUGGCAGCUGAUAUAUGACUCCGUUAGACCCCAUGAAGAAGCUUUCCCAGAUGUGUGGAACACAUUAAUGGGGCUAGAUCGCAUGGUUGUUCUCAGAUGUCUGAGACCUGACAAGAUUGUUCCAGCAGUGCGGAUGUUCAUUAUAGAAAAUAUGGGGAAAACAUUUAUUGAACCACCUACUUUUGACCUCGGAGGAAGUUAUAAUGAUUCCARUUGCUGUGCUCCUUUGAUUUUUGUAUUGUCACCAGGUGCUGAUCCUAUGGCAGGUUUACUGAAAUUUGCUGAUGAUCUUGGCAUGGGAGGCACAAGCAUUCAAACCAUUUCACUCGGCCAGGGCCAGGGCCCAAUAGCAGCAAAUAUGAUUUAUCGGGCUAUUGCUGAUGGAACCUGGGUAGUGUUGCAGAACUGCCAUCUUGCAACCAGCUGGAUGCCUGCUUUGGAAAAAAUCUGUGAGGAAGUUAUAGUGCCUGAGAAUACCAAUGAUAAAUUCAGAUUGUGGUUAACCAGUUAUCCAUCAGAAAAGUUUCCUGUUAGUAUCCUCCAGAAUGGCAUCAAAAUGACAAAUGAGCCUCCUAAGGGGGUUAGAGCAAACCUCCUUCGAUCAUAUCUUAACGACCCCAUCUCUGACCCUGUGUUCUUUAGCAGUUGCCAAAAGCCAGAAAUGUGGCAAAAAAUGCUUUUUGGCCUUUGCUUUUUCCAUGCACUUGUGCAGGAAAGGAGAAACUUUGGCCCAUUAGGGUGGAAUAUUCCAUAUGAGUUCAACGAAUCUGACCUCAGAAUCAGUAUGCGACAGAUCCAGAUGUUUCUGAACGAGUAUGAAGAAAUCCCAUUUGAAGCUCUGACAUAUCUAACAGGGGAAUGUAACUAUGGUGGGAGAGUAACAGAUGAUAAAGACCGGCGCCUUCUCCUGUCCCUUCUUUCCAUAGUCUAUAACAAGGAUAUAGAGCAGGACAAAUAUAUGCUUGCACCUGGGGAUGACUACUACAUACCACCACAUGGUCCAUAUGAGUCUUACAUUGAAUUCCUACGAGGAUUACCAAUUACAACGCACCCUGAAGUGUUUGGGCUUCAUGAAAAUGCAGACAUUACCAAGGAUAACCAGGAGACUAACCAGCUUUUCAGUGGGGUGCUCCUGACUUUGCCUAGAGAAGCAGGGGGAGGUGGCAAGUCCCCUCAGGAAACUGUCGAAGAAUUGGCACGGGACAUCCUAUCCAAAUUACCAAGUGACUUUAAUGUUGAAGAGGUUAUGAAGAAAUAUCCAGUACGUUAUGAAGAGUCCAUGAAUACAGUGCUUAGGCAAGAAUUGAUCCGUUUCAACAGGCUUACAGAAGUUGUUCGGAGCAGCCUUGUGAACUUAGGCAGAGCCAUCAAAGGCCAGGUGUUAAUGUCAUCUGAACUUGAAGAUGUUUUCAAUAGCAUGUUAAUGGGGAAAGUACCGUCAAUGUGGGCUGCCAAAUCCUAUCCAUCUCUGAAGCCACUGGGAAGCUACAUAUCUGAUCUCCUCUCUCGUCUGGCCUUCUUCCAGGACUGGGUCAUCCAUGGGCCACCCACAGUCUUCUGGAUAUCRGGGUUCUACUUCACUCAGUCUUUUUUGACAGGAGUUUCACAGAACUAUGCUAGAAAAUACACAAUCCCAAUUGAUCAUAUUGGAUUUGAAUWUGAGGUGAUGAAACAGGAGCACACAAUGGAGAAAAUGCCAGAAGACGGGGCGUAUAUAAAAGGCCUUUUUUUGGAAGGUGCACRAUGGGAUAGAGAAACCUCAAUGAUUGGAGAAUCGCUUCCAAAAGUCCUUUAUGAUUCUUUGCCCAUAAUUUGGCUAAAACCUGGAGAAAGUUCCAGCUUUCUGCAUGAGAACAUCUAUUCAUGUCCUGUGUACAAGACAAGUGCAAGAAGAGGUGUAUUGUCCACUACCGGUCACUCAACGAACUAUGUUCUCUCAGUUGAACUCCCUUCCAACAAGCCCCAGAAACACUGGAUAAAUCGUGGUGUGGCAGCACUGUGCCAGUUAGAUGACUGAGUGUUUGCAAGUUAAAACACUCA